This is a messenger RNA of Lathyrus sativus (Indian pea), 1905 nucleotides long. The record is from the annotation of a GenBank genome assembly. NCBI's taxonomy places the organism in Eukaryota, Viridiplantae, Streptophyta, Magnoliopsida, Fabales, Fabaceae.
AUGCAAUAUGAGUACGAGAAUUAUGAUCCAUCGUUCCCCGAUCAACCUGUGGUUGAUCAAUACCUCCCAGUUUGGGCCAGGUUACCUUCUUUCAAGUCGAAACCAGCCUUCAUUUGGGCCGAAGAUUACUCGAACACCAUUUCCACCACCCACCUCACCUAUGAACAACUCAAUACCUCAGUUGAUAUAAUCUCAACUCAGCUACUCUUUCCUCUUCAAAGAGGCGACACUGUCCUUAUUCUUUGCUCCCCCGGACUCGAUCUUGUUAAGGUCAUUUUCGGUUGUCAAAGAGCUGGUCUUUUAACUGUCCCUAUAGUCCCUCCCCACCCUUCUUUCGCCAAUGAAAAAAACUAUCAUCAUCUUAUAAGAAUAAUCUCACAAACUAAACCAAAAGCUGCCAUAGCUCACCCCACCUACAUUUCAACCAUUCAUCACUACAUCACUUCAUCCCACAACAAUAAACUAGCUCACAUGUUACAAACACUCCGCUGGAUUUCCACGGACGACCUCAAAAACAAUAACAGACAUUUAAAUUUGAAUUCAAAUUCAUACAAUGGUCGUAAACCAGACGAGGUUUACUUGGUUCAGUACACCUCAGGUGCAACUGGAAUACCAAAACCUGUUCUCGCUACAACAGGUUCUGCUGCUCAUAACGUUAGAACAGCAAGAAAAGCUUACGAUCUUCAUCCAAACAGUACUAUCGUUUCGUGGCUACCUCAAUACCAUGAUUGUGGUCUCAUGUUUCUGUUACUCACAAUUGUAUCAGGUGCAACGUGUGUUCUCACUUCUCCAACAUCGUUCAUCAAACGACCGAGAAUCUGGCUUGAGUUAAUGUCGAAAUUCAAUGCUACAUGCACUCCUGUUCCUUCUUUCACCUUGCCACUUGUUGUCAAACGUGGAGGAAUUCAAAAAGGAACUUCACCUAUUAAUCUAUCAAAUCUUAACAACCUUAUACUCAUCAAUGAACCUAUUUAUAGUGACUCAGUGGUUGAAUUCAUUCACACUUUUUCGCCAUUCGGGUUAAGAGCUUCGUCCAUUUCACCUUCUUAUGGAUUAGCAGAGAAUUGUACUUUUGUUUCAACUGCAUGGAGGGAUCAUAACAUAGAAGCCUAUUCUAGCUUCUCGCAUUUUCCAACUCACAAAAAGCUUUUACCAGUUGCGAGGCUUGAGGAACAGGAAGACAUGGAAAUCAUGGUUGUUAACGAAGAAACACUUGAACCUGUUGAAGAUGGCGUUGAAGGUGAAAUUUGGGUUUCAUCUCCAAGUAACUGUUCUGGUUACCUUGAUCAUCCUUCUUUAACAAGAGAAGUUUUUCAUGCAAGAAUCAGAAACAAAGUUCGUAGGUGUUUCCUACGAACAGGCGAUAAAGGAAUCGUGAAAGGCGAAAAAAGAUAUCUCUAUGUUACCGGUCGAAUUCAAGAUACUAUAGAGCUUCAAAAUGGUGAAAAGAUUCAGCCACAUUACGUAGAGACUGCGGUUUUCAACAGUUUUCCGAAGUUACUACGAGGAGGUUGUGUUGCAGCAUUUAAAGUUUUAGCGACAGUAGUAAUAGUCGCGGAGAUGCAAAGAGUUGAAAAAGAUGUGGAUGAGGGGAUUCUAAGAAGUGUUUGUGAAGGAAUUAAAGAAAGUGUUUUGAAGAAAGAGUGUGUUGAAGUUGGAUGGGUGGUUUUGGUUAAGAGUGAAAGUGUUCCCAAAACCACUUCAGGGAAAUUGCAAAGAUGGGCUGCUAAAGAGAAGCUUCUAGAAGGAAAAAUGAAAAUUCUGAUGGAGAUGAGGUUCGGAAAAGAUGUUGCGAGGAUAAAACACGAGGUAGCAAAAAAAGUUGAUGUCGAAAAGAAAGAUGAUCAUAUAAACGGUUUAGUUUUUGGUGCAGAAACUCGCAGCUCAUUGAUCUCACAUCUAUGA